UGAGCCGUAAGUUUUUUUACAAAAUAUUUUUUGAGGUUUUUAAAUGGGGAAAAUAGGGAGGGAGGAUUUUUUGGUGUGCUUAUGAUAGGGAGAGAAUUUGUCGUAUUUUCAAUUUUCCCCUCUUUUUGGGAUCUUUUGUCUUUGUCAUCAGAGUUGUCGGUAAUUGGAAGAGCCGGAAUUAUAAGUAAAAAACGUCGGAAAUCGGAAUUCCGACCCACCUCUGUUCGUCAUUUUUAAGAAAAGUGAAGAUUCAUUUAGUUACAAUUUACAUAAGUCAUUUUCGGUAGUCGUAUUAACUCCUAUUAGGUUUCAAGUUCGAUUCAAACCCUGUUAGUUAACUUUCUCCAUUAUAAAUUUUUACUAGUUACCAAGGGCGUAGCCAGGGAGCUGAAGUCCUCGAAAUGGGAGAAAGUGAAAAAAUUUUGGGAGGUCAAUUUCAGGUGUCCAAUUUAGACCACUUAAAAUUGACCCUUUAGCUACGCCCUUGUUAGUUACGUCUUCAAAAUUAAAAAUUUUCCUCAAUUUUCUAGAUAUGUAAUUUAUGGAACAAGAAUGAAUGCAGACGGAACAGUAAAAACUCCAAAUCCAAAUCUUCGUAUUUUCGAAGUUUCGACUGGUAAACUUUUGGCUACUUUAAUUGCUGAUAAACAGUCUGUUUGGAAGCCUCAUUUUACUGAUGAUGAUUCUAUUGCUAUUAGAGUUAAAGGCUCUGAAAUUUUAUUUUACAAAAAUGGAGAAUUUGAAAAAUAUUCAAACAAGAUUGUAAUUAAAGAUAUUGCUCAAUUAUCUUUAAGUCCAGGUUCAUCUCCACAUAUUGGAUGUUUUAUUCCGUCAAAGAAUCAACCAGCAUUAAUUCAAUUGAGAACAUUAAAUGAUUCAUUGGAUGUAAUUUAUACAAAGACUAGUUUUAAUUGUGAUCGUUGUGUAAUGAAUUGGAAUACGAAAGGUUCUGCUUUACUAGUAACAGCAUCUGUAGAUAUUGAUAAAUCAAAUCAAUCAUAUUAUGGUGUAAGCCAUAUUUAUUGUAUUUUGACAAAAGAUGGUGGUUCAUGUUUUCAAGUACCUUUGGAUAAACAAGGGCCAGUACAUUCUGUUGAAUGGGCACCCAAUGCAAAAGAAUUUUGUGUUUGUUACGGGUUUAUGCCUUCAAAGGUAACAAUUUUCAAUAUGAAGGGUGAUAUAAUUUGGGAUAUUGGUGAAGGACAUCGAAAUGAAAUUCAUUAUAAUCCCCAAUCAACAAUUUUGGUAACUUGUGGGUUUGGAAAUAUUUCUUCUGGAAGAAUGGAAUUUUGGAAUUUGUCAACACGAAAAGAAAUUAGUCAAUUUUGUGUUCCACAUACUACACAUUUUGGUUGGGCACCUGAUGGACAGCAUAUUUGCACUUCAACUACCGCACCUCGUUUAAGAACAGAUAAUGGUUAUCGUAUAUGGACUUAUCAGGGGAUUAAAGUUGCUGAACAUUUGUUUGAAAAGGAAGAAUUGUGGGAGGUUAAAUGGAAGCCUAGCAAUUCAUAUUCAAAAUUUGCAAUAGAAGAGCCUUCUAAAGAACAAAAAAGUAUAAAUUCAAGAAUGGGAUAUACUAGCAACAAUAAUAAUUUGGUGGAUAGUCUUCCAAAAGGAGCUGUAACUUCUCAAGGUGUUUAUGUACCUCCACAUUUGAGAGGAAAAAAUUCUAAUCAAAAAGGAGGAGGUGGUGGAGGAGGAAAGCCAUCAACAGGAGCAAAAACUUCAACAAAUAAAAAUGUUUCCAACAAUAAUAAUUCAUCAGCAAGUGGACUAAAUGAAAUUGAAAAGAAAAUUCGUUCAUGUCAAAAAAAAUUGGAUGAUAUUGAAAUUUUGAAAGAACGUUCAUCUUCUGGACAACGUUUAGAAAUUAAUCAAAUGGAAAAAAUUAAAAAUGAAGAAAAAAUUAAAAUUGAAUUGGAAAAACUUAAAUUAGAAAAACAAGGAAGAGGAGGGGGAGAAGGUGAAGUUGGAAAUGAGGAUAAGGAAAAGAAGAAUUGAAAGGAAUUUAAAAAAGGAAGAAAAAAAUAAGUAUGAAAAUUUUUUUAAUUAGUUAAAUUUUAUAUAUAAAUUUAAAUUGAGGAGGGGAGGGUUGGAUGAGAGAGAAAAAAAGGAGAGGGAAAAAAAUUUUUUCAGGUGAAGGGGAAUAAAAUUUGGGGGGUUUUAAAGUUUGAGAAUUUUUUUUUUCAAAAAAAAAAAAUAUUUUUUUGAUUCUUGAAUAAUAGUUUAUUUUUCUGGAUAAAAAAUUUUUUCAAAAAAAUUCUCAAAAAAAAUUCUCAAAAAAAAUUUUUUUCUCUCAUACAAUUAAUUUUUGUAGUGUGAGACAGGGAGAGAAGAGAAUAUGGCGCUUUUAUUACUAUAUUUUAUUUUUUUUCUGUUUAUUAAAAAAUUAUAGUUUUAUUUUUUUAAAUUUUCUUUUAAAGAAUAAAAAUGUUGUCAGAUUUUAAUUGUUUUUAAAAUAUUUUCAAUUUUUCAUUUGUGAAAAUACUUUUUUUAUGAAAUUUAAUUUUUAUUAGCGCGCGUUUAAUUGGGGCAAUAUUUGGAGAUUAUUUGACAAGGUUGUUUAUUUUAAUUUCUGGUUUGUUUUUCUGAUAUGCGAAUGUUUUUCUGAUGGGUAUGGUUUGUUUUUGUGGUCUUUCCUUGUUUUGUGUUUUUGUCAUUUUGUAUUUUUCUGGUUAAUGUGUUUUAGCUAUGUUUUAAUGUUUUAUAUUGUUUUGUGUUUUUCCUUGUGUUUUUCUCUGUGUUUUUGUAUUUUUCUGAUUUAUAUGUUUUUC
This is a messenger RNA of Meloidogyne enterolobii, 2777 nucleotides long. Lineage: Eukaryota; Metazoa; Nematoda; Chromadorea; Rhabditida; Meloidogynidae. The record is from the annotation of a GenBank genome assembly.